Molecule: messenger RNA, 1115 nt
Organism: Manis pentadactyla (Chinese pangolin)
Lineage: Eukaryota; Metazoa; Chordata; Mammalia; Pholidota; Manidae
Gene: TMEM70
Product: transmembrane protein 70
Exons: 3
Coding region: 108-881 (257 amino acids)
Biological process (GO): mitochondrial proton-transporting ATP synthase complex assembly
Cellular component (GO): mitochondrial membrane
Source: RefSeq, a predicted model, not a curated record
GGGCGGGGCCUGUGCUGUGCGUCCGGGCUGCGGUCCUCUGAGAAGCCGGGCGUCAGGGUUCCAGGCACUUCCUGAAGCGCUGUAGGCUGCCACUGCUCACGUGUGGGAUGUUGCUUUUGGCGUUGGGUGGCCUCUGGGCAUCGGGGCUGCGACUCGGCUGGAAGAGGACUGUUCCGUGGGCAGGCACCGCGCUCGGAGCCCACAGGGCUGCUGUCUCACGGGCCGCCUCCCGCAGCUGCCUCUCAGGGCUGUUUGGUGGCAGCAGCGUGGGGCUGCGGGGUGCUGCACCGCUUCUCCGGUGUCCCCUGCAAGGGCAGAUACCUGUUUGUUGGGAAAGAUAUGUUCAGUGUUCACAUACACAACUUGAAAAAUCAGAAAAUGGAAGACUGAUUUAUACUGGGAAUUUGGCCCGAACAGUAUUUGGUGUGAAAUGUUUCUCUUAUUCUACAAGUGUGAUCAGCCUUGCAGUUCUACCAUACAUUUUUGCACAAAAUAAUAUUGUAUUUGGAAGUCUGCCUUUGCAAAUCUUAUUUUAUGGCAUCAUAGGAAGCUUUACAGUGAUCACUCCAGCACUGCUUCACUUUGUUACAAAAGGCUAUGUCAUUCGGUUAUACCAUGAAGCCACAACAGACACUUAUAAAGCCAUUACUUAUAACGUUGUGCUUUCAGAAACAAGUACAGUGUUUCACCAGAAUGAUGUGAAGAUUCCAAACAGCACACAUGUGUUUACCACAUUUUAUGCUAAAACCAAGUCGCUGUUAGUUAAUCCAGUGCUCUUUCCAAACCCUGAAGACUAUAACCAUCUAAUGGGUUAUGACAAACCAUUCACUUUCGAUAUGGAGGAAGCCAGUGAAAAGAAACAGCUUAAAGAUGAGAAAUGAGUUCAUUGUUUUUAUGUUUGUGCUUAAAUGUGAUUUAUGUUCUUAUGUAUAAUUAUAAAAUUGCCUUUAUGUUUGGUUUUUGUUAGUGACUAAUUGUUAAAAAGAAUUUGAAGUUGUAUCAAACAACUUUUAAUUUUCAGAGAAUUAUGUUCAUUUUUAAUAAGCUAUGUUUGGAAAAGCAUGUAAUAUUUACCAUUUGUGUUAAAGGUAUGAAAAUACAUGUAUAUGCUGGCA